This is a messenger RNA of Debaryomyces fabryi, 1590 nucleotides long. RefSeq lists its product as uncharacterized. Lineage: Eukaryota; Fungi; Ascomycota; Pichiomycetes; Serinales; Debaryomycetaceae. The transcript has a single exon. Bases 1 to 1590 code for a protein of 529 amino acids. The record is from RefSeq and is a predicted model, not a curated record.
AUGAAAAUCUUUAAGCGAAGACGUUUCACGAUCUCGUCGCUAGAUUCAGUCAGUAGUUUAGAUGGCAGAGAGGAAGAACGGAGGUUCAGCUUACCAAAUUCAAAUCAUGAAGUAUUAUAUUUUCCUGACCAUACCCCAAAUCAUAUUGAUAACGAGUUAACCAACCAAGAAAUCUCACCAAAUAGUUCCAUUAGUGGAUCGAUAGCACUAUCUGAUAGUGAUACUUUAUUGUACGAUAAAAAACAACAAUUAGAGUUACAAGAAACAUACAGUGAUAAUUUUACAUUAUAUUUACCCUUUUUAUUGAGACAAUUGAGAAAUGCAACAGAUGAAUUUGUUGCUGCAGAUCAUGAUAUCGAUAGUGACGACCAAAAAACUAUGAUAGACAAUAGCAAUGUAAAUACUUGUUUGAUUUUUAACAAAGAAGCGUCUAAUUUUAAUCUAAAACGAAGGUUUAUUGUCGUUCAAGAACUAUUGAAGCAUAAUACUUAUUUAUUCGCAAACGAAGAGUCAUUUAAACUAUUCAAGCAUUUGCGUCUGAAUAAGAAAAAGGAUAUACGAAAUCUGAGGAUUGUUUAUGAUGCAAAUGGGAGUAUCAGAAGGUUGCCCACAAGUAAAGGGACUAAAAAGGGGAAUGAUGCAAUUCGUGGUGACGAAUUGGUAGACACUAGAUCGCAUAUAAUACCAUUGGAGUAUAAAAUAAAAGGAUUAGGGUUACCAAUUUUUAAAAUUCAUGCGCCUUACCUAUCAUCAUUCAGAAAGAAUUCUCCGUACUUGAUCUUCAAGAAGUAUAGAGAGAUUCCUUUGAGACCUAGCUUGCACGACAGACCAGAUAACGAAAACGCAGAUAUCCUGACGAGCUAUGAAGCAUACGUUUUUUGUACAGUUUAUGUAAAGCACUUUUAUGAUGUCAGGCGAUACAUUUUAAACUUCAGUCCAGUGGGUAAAAAGAGAUUCCGCGUAAUCAUAUUUCAGAACAAUUUCAGGCCGUUUGCAGACUUUAACUACAAAAAUACGAGAUUCAGAGUUCUUGGUACUUCAUUGUCAUGUGUCUAUGUAACAAAUUAUAGUCCUGUAAUGAAGCUAAUGAUAAUCGAUAAUGAUAAGCCAUCAUUAUGUGAUAAUAUCAUAAAUAAAAAGGCUGGGUUUGAAAUUCUGUCCAUAAUGAAACAAAAAAAGAAGUAUCCAAGUGAUAACUCCACUGAAGAAUCAGACGAUCCUAAUAAUGAUAUUACUCUUAGUAAUCCGUAUCCUGAUCCUAAAAAUCCGCUAUUAGUCGAUUUAGCUUCUUCCUUAAGAAUAUCAGGCAAACAUGCAUUUCUAUCCAGAUCGAUGCCUCCAUUUGGACUUUUUAAAGACUCCAUAGCUUAUGAUGAUGACUCUGUCAAAUUUAUUCCGAAGAAGUUUUCAAAUGUAGGCAGGGUCGAAAUAUACCAAGAUAAUUCAAAUUUAAUCGAGGAUCCAAACAGCACUUUAUCAAUUGACUUAGAUAGUUUAGUGAUGAAUUGCAUUUUAUUGACAUUAAGAGAAUCAAAUAUUAGAAACUCGGUCAAGACGACCCUUCCUCAGGCUGUUACCUUUCAAGAUUAA